AUGCCGUGUCCGCAGCCUGACGAUCCCGCGCCUCAGGCAGCCGCCACCGCACCCGAGCCUGCCCGGGCGACGGUGUGUGUGCGCUGCAAGGCGAACCCGGCCGUGGCCAUCUUCCGCGACUCGAUCUACUGCCAAUCCUGCGGUCUGGCUGUAUUUGACCAAAAGGCCAAGUCUGGUCUCGAAUUUGCACGUGGAGCUGGUCUGGCAAAGUAUGUCGCCGCCGAGAAGGCCAUGGCCGCCGCCAAGCACCCGUCUCCGGAUGAGCCGUCUGCAUCGUCGGAUGCUCCCGAACAGCAGGCCACGCGGUCCUCGAAAGCGAUCAUCAACGGCGCCGGCAAUGCCGAAGUCAACGUCUCAGCCAACAUUGCCAUUGCACUGUCGGGGGGUCCAAGCUCUCGAGCCCUGCUCAGAACAGCGACGCAGUACUUUCGCCCAGAAUCCUCGUCCGCCGCCCGCCGCAGCAAGGGCCGUGGAGCGAAGAACGAUGGCCAAGACGCUGCUUCUGCCUCCGCUUCUGCAGAAAGCGGUCGUAGGAAGAAUGUGAAUGCGAAUGGGAAUGCUAACGGGCGCUUCAACGAGAUCGGCAAGAUCUUCGUCUUCUAUAUCGACGUCAGCGCCGUCGUUCCAGGCGAUGCUCAAGACCGCACCGAAUCGAUGCGCAGCAUUGUCGAGCAGGAAGGCUGUCCCGACUUGCACUUUGUCCCGCUCAAGAUCGAAGAUAUCUAUCGCCAGUCCGACAGCGAGGGCAGCGCAGAAGGAAUUCCCUGGAAGACACUUGACAGCGAUGCCCAGCUGCUCUCUCGCGCGUCGGCGCCGGUGAGCGACCCGAGACAGGCGAUCAAGGCCCUCUUCUCCGCCCUCCACCCGUCCACUCUCCCGCGCACCGCGGCGUCUUCGGCGCGAACACGGCUCGAAGACCUGCACCGCGUCCUCAUUCAAUCGCUUCUACGCCGCGCAGCACGCCAGUACGACUGUGCCGCGCUGUUGCUCGGCGACAGUGCGACGCGCAUCUCGAUCCGGCUUAUCGAGGAUCUCGCCAAGGGUGCGGGUCACAAGCUCGCGGUUCAGGGCAGCGACGCCGCGUGGAUCGACGACACGCUUGUCGUCCGACCUCUCAAAUCCCAUCUCAUGCAGGAAGUGCUCUUCUACACCUCGGCGCUUGGUCUCGAAUCGCUCGAGACCGAGCAGCAUAUUGUGCCACCGCUCGUGUCUACAGCCGACAUCCUGGCGAAUCGCGACGCCAACGUGCCUACGAUGGACAAGAGCUCCAUCGCACGCCUCACCGAAACCUUCAUCCUCAACCUCGAAAAGGGCGUGCCUAGCACCGUGUCGACGAUCGGCAAGACUGGCAGCAAGCUCGUCCUCAAUCCGACUUCGGAACGGGCUGGUGCCGAGGGUCCAGCGCACUCGACGAGCGCGUUCCAGCACGUUGGUCCGAGUGUCUCACUGCGUUCGCGGGACGCGACGGGCAAGAUGAGCGCACUGACCUUGAACGAGGCGCCAGAGCCACGUAUUGGAUCGAGAGGUAUCAAGCUGGCUCAGGCCAGUGCUGGGUGUUUCAGAUGGACUACGCAGGCAGGUUGUGCACUGUGUGGCAUGCCGUCACAGCAAGGCGCAAGGCAUUGGAAACGCAACAUCACCAUUUCCAGCCUCGCGGAAACCGCACCCACCCAGCCCCAAGAAGGCACACAAGACGCAGAAUGGAUUGAGCUUUCGGAUCAUCUCUGCUACGCAUGCCUGCUGGUCCUUGCUAUCCCUACUUCCAACAUCGCAGUCGAGGAACUGCCCUUGCUCCCUGCAUACGUCCUCGAACACAUCAUUCGCUCUCAGGACGCAACCAAUGCGGGAGUGCAUGCGCCGGAGCACGAACACGAAGUUCUUCACAGUGCCAAGUCCUCGCAGGAUCCAGCUCUCAACGGCCACAAUGCACACUGCGCCAGCACUACCCCGCUCCAGCCCCUCAAUAGAGCCGAGAUCAAGGCACAGAUCAACGACUUUCUUCUUCCCGAUGCCUGA
This is a messenger RNA of Moesziomyces aphidis, 2016 nucleotides long. The record is from the annotation of a GenBank genome assembly. NCBI's taxonomy places the organism in Eukaryota, Fungi, Basidiomycota, Ustilaginomycetes, Ustilaginales, Ustilaginaceae.